UCCUUCCAGUCACCAGCUUCAGGCUUGGCUUUGAAAAGAAGCUGGCGCCAGUGGUUUUGUAUGCUCUGCUGUGAGUGCUGCUUCAAGGAGCCGAGCAGAGAGCAUGGUAGAGCUGGAAAACCACGAUAUGAAUGCGGUGACCUAUGAUGAUGUGCAUGUCAACUUCACUUGGGAGGAGUGGGCAUUGCUGGAUCCUUCCCAGAAGAAUCUCUACAAAGAUGUGAUGCUAGAGACCUACAGGAACCUCACAAGUAUAGGAUACAGUUGGGAAGACCAUAAUAUUGAAGAACAUUGUCAAAGUUCUAGGAGACGUAAAAGGCAUGAAAGAAGUCAAAUUGGAAAGAAAACUUCAGUAAAUACUCAAUGGGUUAAAGCCUUUGCAUAUUCCAGUACUCUUCAAAUGCACGAAAGAGCAUAUACAAGAGAGAAACCCUAUGAAUGUAAUCAACAUGGUAAAGCCUUUGCAUAUCACAGAAGUCUUCAAAUACAUAGAAGAACACACACUGAAGAGAAACCCUAUGAAUGUAAUCAGUGUGGUAAAGCCUUUGCAUGUCACAAUUAUCUUCAAAAGCAUAAAAGAACACAUACGGGAGAGAAACCCUAUGAAUGUGAUCAAUGUGGUAAAGGCUUUGGAUGUGACAGUCAUCUUCAAAGGCAUAAAAUAACACACACUGGAGAGAAACCUUAUGAAUGUAAUCAGUGUGGUAAAACCUUUGCAUGGCACAGUUAUCUUCAAAAGCAUAAAAGAACACAUACUGGAGAGAAACCCUAUGAAUGUAAUCAGUGUGGUAAAGGCUUUGGAUGUGACAGUCACCUUCAAAGGCAUAAAAUAACACAUACCGGAAAGAAACCCUAUGAAUGUAAUCAGUGUGGUAAAGCCUUUGCAUGGCAUGGCAAUCUUCAAAUACAUAAAAGAACACAUACAGGAGAGAAACCCUAUGAAUGUAAUCAGUGUGGUAAAGCCUUUGCACAUCACAAAAGUCUUCAAAUGCAUAAAAGAACACAUACUGGAGAGAAACCCUAUGAAUGCAGUCAAUGUGGUAAAGACUUUGCACAACAAGGUCAUCUUCUAAUACACAAUAAAACUCAUACUGGAGAGAAAGCCUAUGAAUGCAAUCAAUGUGGUAAAGCCUUUACAUGGCACAGUAAGCUUAUAAAGCAUAAAAGAACACAUACUGGAGAGAAACCCUAUGAAUGUAAUCAGUGCGGUAAAGCCUUUGCAUGGCACAGUUAUCUUCAAAAGCAUAAAAGAACACAUACAGGAGAGAAACCCUAUGAAUGUGAUCAGUGUGGUAAAGCCUUUGCGUGUCCCAAAGGUUUUCGGAGGCAUAAAAGAACACAUACUGGAGAGAAACCCUAUGAAUGUAAUCAGUGUGGUAAAGCCUUUGCAUGGCAUAGUUAUCUUCAAAAUCAUGUGAAAAAAUCAUGUUGCAGAGAAACCCCAUAAAUAUAGUCAGUGUGGUAAAGUUUUGCAUUUUGUACAAGAGCAUAACUUUUUGUGUGCAAUCAAUCUGUUAAAGCCUGUCCAUAUUACAGUAGUCUUUGACUAUCUGAAACAGAUACUAAGGGUUUCUUAUUAUACAUUAUUUUGUAAAAUCUUUAGCCAACACACUUACAAUCAGUUACACAAAAGUAUGUAUUCUGUAAAAAAAAUAUUUGACAGUGUCAACAAUCUGUUCAAGCAUUAUGAUGUCCAUUUUUAUAUUGUUUGCACCAGAAAACACAUGGAAAAAAUGAUUUCAUGAAUUUAUGAAGCCCUGUGUGUAGGAUGAAAAUGGACAGCCAAAGAAACAUACCCUGACCAUGAAACCAGAGAGAUUGAAAGACACACCCUUUGCCCUUGAAAUCAGAGCCAAAAAGCAUACCCUGAUUCUGAAACCAGAGUCAAACACACUUUGUCCCUGAAUCCAGAGCUAGUGAAAUAAACACACUGAACCUGAAAAAAAGAUCCCAAAGUUUAAAAGCUGCCAGUGACAGCAGCACACGUUGGCUCUGAAAUCAUAGCCAAAGAAACACAUUCUACCCUUGACCAAAUAAGUACAAAACCAACCAGUCCCUGAGCUUGAAACCAGCCAGUCCCUUAGCAUGAAAUCCAGCCAAUCUUUGAGCUUGUUCAAGCACUGUCCCUGUUCAGUUGGUAACUGCAGAGACAGCCACCCCUGGAUUCUUCCCUCCCAAAUAAAUCUCUUGAAUGAGUUUUGGGUGAAGACUUUUCAAUGAAGCAGAUCAGAAACUCACUAUUGGAUUGGAGCAGAGAAGCAGCAGACACUUCUGUUGGCAAACUCCUUUAAAGGAGCAGAGCUGAAGUAAUAAUUUUUCACUGGGGACUGCUACAUUUCUGCAGCAGUUUUCUCCUUACUUGAGUGAAGCAGAGAAGUAAUAAUUAGAGUUGGAGCUGAGAUGAAAUUGACAACUCUGCUGAGAAACUCCCUUAUAGGAGUGGAGAAGAGCAGCAAUAGAUAUUUCUGCUAGGAAACUCUCUUAGCAGAGUGGAGCAGAGCAUAGACGUAAUGCCUCCCUUUUGGAGAGGAGUGGGAUUACUAUAUCCUGUGGGGAGACCAUUCCCCACUAGAACACAGCUUCAGGUAUAUCCUCACUUCCCAACAGUCAAGGUACCUUUCUCCUCACAGCUGUUGGUAUCCAGGAUAUCUUCCCUUCAUGGCAGAAGGUAUAGCCUGACUUCCAACCAUCAGGGUACCAUUCUCUUCAGAGCUGUAGGUAUCCAGCAUACCCUCCUUUCAUAGCUGUAGGUAUAGCCUGAUUCCGACAGUCAGGGUACCUUUCCCUCCAGAGCUUUAACACUUGCACUAUGAAUUUAAAUGAUAAUGUAACCCUUUUAGGUUUUAUAUUUCUCUUCAAUUACACAAAAUAACUAAUUCAGGUGUAAAACUUUAUGGAUUUGUAUUAGUUCCUUUUCCAUUGUUGGGAUAUAAUGUCUAAGUCAAUUUAUAAAUGAAUUUAAUUUGGCCCUUGUUUCCAGAGGGAUACAAGGUCACCAUGAAAGUGACAUGGCAACAAGUGUCAGACAUGACAGCUAAAGCAGGAUGCUAAGGAGUCACAUCCUUAACCUGUAGCAUGAAGCAGAGAGUGGGAACUCGAAAUGGUCUGUAGAUGUAAAUUCUCUAAGCCUACCCCCAGUGACAUAUUUCCUCCAGCAGGGCAGCAUCUCCUAAAUAUUCCCAAACAAAACCACCAACUUAGAAGGAUUGAUUUCUCAGACUUCAUGACUAAGUGCUUUUUUUUAAGCCAUUAAAUGUCUCAAUACCUGUGUUACAGAAAUGAAUGCUUACAAGAGAAAAUCUUUCAUGAAUAAAAGACUGUUUAAAGAAUUUUUCUAGGGGGCUGGAGAGAUGGCUCAGAGGUUAAGAGCACUGGCUGCUCUUCCAGAGGUCCUGAGUUCAAUUCCCAGCAACCACAUGGUGCCUCACAACCAUCUGUAAUGAGAUCUGGUGCCCUCUUCUGGCCUGCAGACAGAACACUGUAUACCUAAUAAAUAAAUAAAUCUUUAAAAAAAAAAAGAAAUUUUCUAAUUCUAAUUAUAUGAUAUCAGUGUGUGUUUGUGUGGUUAUGUGAAUAUGCAUGCUCGAUCCUGUGCACAUUAGACCCUUGGAUCUUCUUGUAGCAGGAAUUACAGAAAGUUGUCAAAAAUUGAACCUAGGUCCUGGGAGUGAACAUUUCCUAACUGCCAAGCCAUGUCUCUAGUGCUGUAAAUAUUGUAAAGCCUAUUUGUAUUAUUUUGAAAUCAGGAAAUAGGGACAAACUCAUACAACAGAAAAACCCUGUUCACAUAAACGAUUUAGUAAAGACUUUAGACAUCACAAUUGUUUUCAGCUACAAGGGAAAAAUCAUGUUUCAUUUAUUUUUCAUCAUAGCCUUGAAGGAAGUAAAUUACCAUGUUCACUCAAGACUGAUGGUGGAGAUCACUGCAUUGUUGCUUCUAUUUUGAAAGAUUUGAUGUAGAUACUAAAGUGUGCUAUGUGUGUGGCAGAUCCAUUUAGUGAAGUUUAUUUUGUGGUCAUUAUAUUCCUUUUAUGGCUUUUGUUCACCUUCUAUUGUGCUUUUGCUUAGUGAUAGGUAUUUUUCUGCUGUAAUGUAUAGAAUGGUAUCCCCAUCAUCUAAGUCAUCCAUUGUUUUCUUAAAUAUCAGGCAGCAUGUGAUCAUACUUUUCAAGUAAGGGUAUCUGUGAAAUGGCUGUUGUUCCUGGUUUUGUUUUUCAUAUUUUCACAAAUUCCCUUGAGGUUUUGUUGUUUGUUAUUCAGCUUGGCUUGGAUGUCAGUAAUGAUUCAGGAAUACAUUUGAACUCAUGAUACUCAUAUGUCUGCCUCCUGAGAACAAGUCCAAGGGUUGAUGAUGUAUUACCAACAUGUGCUGUUUUGUCAACACAAUUUAACAAUGCUAAUGUUAAAAUGCUUAAUAUAAGAGAAUAUGAGAACCAUUAAAUACCUCAUAUGUAUAUUGAAACCAGUAUUUUCAUUUAUCUGGUAAAUAUGUAAUAAAGUAGGAUAAUCUGCAA
Messenger RNA from Peromyscus maniculatus bairdii (prairie deer mouse), 4513 nucleotides. RefSeq lists its product as uncharacterized. Gene Ontology annotation, cellular component: nucleus. Lineage: Eukaryota; Metazoa; Chordata; Mammalia; Rodentia; Cricetidae. The record is from RefSeq and is a predicted model, not a curated record. Gene Ontology annotation, molecular function: RNA polymerase II cis-regulatory region sequence-specific DNA binding; DNA-binding transcription factor activity, RNA polymerase II-specific. Gene Ontology annotation, biological process: regulation of transcription by RNA polymerase II.